Messenger RNA from Microplitis mediator, 3287 nucleotides. RefSeq names its product synaptic vesicular amine transporter-like. Gene Ontology annotation, molecular function: serotonin:sodium:chloride symporter activity. Gene Ontology annotation, biological process: aminergic neurotransmitter loading into synaptic vesicle; transmembrane transport. Gene Ontology annotation, cellular component: synaptic vesicle membrane; terminal bouton. Bases 1734 to 3257 code for a protein of 507 amino acids. The transcript has 6 exons. NCBI's taxonomy places the organism in Eukaryota, Metazoa, Arthropoda, Insecta, Hymenoptera, Braconidae. The record is from RefSeq and is a predicted model, not a curated record.
UUGAAUUGCGUGGUAAUUCAGCAAUCAGGAGCAGGUGCAUCCUCUGAUCGAUAUCUAGUUCACUUUAAAGCCAAGUAUUCAAAUUUGAUAGGAAACUUUUUUUUUUGCAAAAAAUUUUGGAAAUAAAAUAAAAUUUCAAUUGAUGUAACUUGAGUUUAAUUUCGAAUACUGGAAUGAUUAAUUUUUUUUUAAUUCGGGUUACAAGUUUUUGGGAAAAAUUCUUAAGGUCAGAUGGUAUGGAUAUUUUGAAAGCUAGUGUUUCAAGCUUUCGAAUGAGAGGUCGCACAAUUUUUUCCGAUAAUUUUCCUAGAAGUUAUGACGAUUUUUUUACAACUCGCGGUUUUUUCAAAAAAUUCCGCGGAUGAUUAAUUGACGUUUAAUAAAUAUACUAAAGUUUUUUAUAAUAUUUUGGACUGGACUAGUAAAAAGUAGACGCUCGAAGCUUUAAAACGAGAGGUCGCACAAUUUUUUCCGAUAAUUUUCCUAGAAGUUAUGACGAUUUUUUUACAACUCGCGGUUUUUUCAAAAAAUUCCGCGAAUGUUUAAUUAACGUUAAAUAAAUAUAUGAAAAUUAUUCAAAAUUUUUUUGACUCCACUCGUAAAAAGUAGACACUCGAAGCUUCAAAAUGAGGGGUUGCACAUUUUUUUCCGAUAAUUUUCCCAGAAGUUAUGACGAUUUUUUUACAACUCGCGGUUUUUUCAAAAAAUUCCGCGGAUGUUUAAUUAACGUUUAAUAAAUAUAAAAAAAUUUCUCAAAAUUUUUUGGACUUGACUAGUAAAAACUAGACACUCAAGGCUUCAAAAUGAGGGGUUGCACAAUUUUUUCCAAUAAUUUUCCUAGAAGUUAUGACGAUUUUUUUACAACUCGCGGUUUUUUCAAAAAAUUCCGCAGAUGUUUAAUUGACGUUUAAUAAAUACACAAAAAUUUUUUAAAAUUUUUUGGACUCGACUAGUAAAAAGUAGACACUCGAAGCUUUAAAAUGAGCGGUCGCACAAUUUUUCCCGAUGAUUCUCCUAGAAGUUAUGACGACUUUUUUAAAACUCGCGGUUUUUUCAAAAAAUUCCGCGGAUGUUUAAUUAAUGUUUAAUACAUAUAUGAAAAUUAUUCAAAAUUUUUUUGACUCCACUCGUGAAAAGUAGACACUCGAAGCUUUAAAAUGUGGGGUCGCAGAAUUAUUUCUGAUAAUUUUCCCAGAAGUUAUAACAACUUUUUUAAAACUCGCAGUUUUUUCAAAAAAUUCCGCGGAUGUUUAAUCAACGAUUAAUAAAUAUUCAAAAAUUUUUUUAAAUUUUUUUGACUCCACUUGUUACAAGUAGACACUCGAAGCUUCAAAACGAGGGGUUGCACAAUUUUUUCCGAUAAUUUUCCCAAAAGUUAUGACAACUUUUUUAAAACUCGCGGUUUUUUCAAAAAAUUCCGCGGAUGUUUAAUUGACGUUUAUUAAAUACACAAAAAUUAAAAAAAUUUUUUUUGACUUGACUACUAAAAAGUAGAGACUCGGAGCUUUGAAACGAAAUUUUUUUCAUUGUCAUAUGAUGAUUUUUCAGGAAGAUAUUUAUACUUAUAUAUAAAUAUAUCAGUGGUUUAACAGGAUAAAUGAUUUUAAUAUUUUUUCGCAUCUGGAAAGUAGAGAUAAGCUUGUAAAUAAAUUGAAAAGUUCACUGAUUUGGAAGUAAUUAUUUUGAACAUACAGUACAGUACACUAUUUACGGGUACUUUGGUCUGUAAGCUGAUGGGGGUGGAAGGAUGCGCAGAAGUGGGAAUGAUAUAUUUGAAUUUAACUGAAGGAAGUGAAGGCGGAUCUGGUAUAAAGGAUGCCGCGGACAUGGACUUGUUCAGUUUCAAUAAAAGUUUAAGACCGCGUUGUUUUAUUUAUUUUACAUGGGAUAAAAAUAUUAAUAGGGAACAAGUCGAUCAUGACCAUGGUCAUGAUGAUGAUUUGAUAAAAAUUAAAACUGUGGAUUGUUCGAGUGACAACAUGGAGAUGAUUAAAUUAAAGCUCAUGUUAGUGACUGUUGUGUAUCUGAGCCUGUUUUUGGAUAACGUUCUUUUGACUGUUGUUGUGCCCAUAAUACCCGACUACUUAUGCAGUAUCGGCGAGAACUCAACGGACGAAAAUGGCCGAGUCGGCCUGCUCCUCAGUUCAAAAGCCCUAGUCCAGCUACUUCUGAAUCCGUUAGUCGGCAGCCUGACAUUCACCGUCGGCUAUUUCAAGCCUCUUUUCAUCGGCAACCUCUGCCUACUUCUAGCCGCCCUACUUUUCGCAUUCGGGCGGUCCUACGAGUUUCUAUUCCUGGCCCGAAGCAUCCAAGGAGUCUCAUCAGCCUGCAUCGGAGUCUCCGGAAUGUCUAUGGUGGCUGCCCAAUAUUCCGACGAAGAAGAGCGAUCGCGAAUAAUGGGGUUCGUUUUGGGCGCCAUUGCUCUAGGGGUCUUAGUUGGUUACCCAAUCGGAUCAAUUCUCUACGACAUCGAAGGCAAGAUGGCGCCUUUCCUACUCAUUUCUUCCCUAAUUUUAAUACCUCUCAGCUUCCAGAUUUUCCUCUGGGACGUGGAGACGGUUCCCAAAGACGUCAUCAAGUCAGAAAAUUCGACUAGUUGGACAAAACUUCUGUUUCAAGGCAAAAUAUUGAUCAUAGCGGGCGCCAUUUUGGCUUCUACUUCACCGAUGGCCAUUUUGGAACCCUGUCUACCGAUUUGGUUGCGGUCAAACAUAAAACCCGAGAAAUGGCAAUUGGGAAUGGUCUUCAUUCCAGACAGUAUUGGAUAUUUAUUGGGCACAAAUUGCUUUGGGAUGACGGCCUAUCGGUAUGGAAGAUGCAAGACCGCAGUGGUCGCGAUGACUCUUAUCGGCGUUAGUGUAAUUUUGUUACCGACUGCUACGACAAUGGGACAGUUGGUAAUACCGCAUCUGGGAAUGGGGUUGGGUAUCGGUAUUGCAGAUGCUGCGUUGGUGCCGCUUCUCGCGAGCUUUGUCGACCAGGACGGAAAUUACGGGCCGGUCUACUCUGUCCAGCAGGUCGCUGUCAGCCUCGCUUACUCUCUGGGUCCAAUAGUCGGCAGUGAAUUAGUUCGUAUGAUCGGGUUUCAAUGGGUCAUGAGAAUAGUUGGUCUUAUAAAUCUAGCUUAUUGUCCGCUGCUUAUCUACCUCGCAAUAACAACUAAAAAAUAUUUAUUGAGCCAAGACGUCAAAGAUUACGAUUCUAUUGUUAAAACUGAUUUACAGUACAAAAGAUUCCAAGACGACGACGAUCUUUAAUUUCAUUAUUUUAUAAUUUUAAAUAUUAAU